GGUGCCAAGGAGCCAGAGGGGAGCCGGGAGCCGAGCCGCGCGGAGCCGCGGCCCGAGCGCAGUGCGAGCGCCACCCGAGCCGACCCCACCCGCGCGUCCGUGCGGUCGCGGUCCCUGUCCCCGACGCCGUCCGGCCCGAAGCGCUUGACCUGCCCGCCUGCGGGGUUCGGGGAGCCGGGCCUGGGUUUCUUGGCCGCUGCGCUCGGCACCGCGCUUGGCAGAGCCAGACAUCAGAACACCCUAGAAGUCGAAACUAAAAGAAUGCUCAUGUUUGACCCAGUCCCUGUCAAGCAAGAGGCCAUGGACCCUGUCUCAGUGUCCUACCCAUCGAAUUACAUAGAAUCAAUGAAGACCAGCAAAUAUGGGGUCAUUUACUCCACACCGUUACCUGACAAGUUCUUCCAGACCCCAGAAGGCCUCACUCACGGGAUACAGAUGGAGCCAGUGGACCUCACUGUGAACAAGCGGGGCUCCCCACCCUCUGCUGGUGGUUCUCCUUCCUCUCUGAAAUUCCCAUCUCACCGGAGAGCAUCUCCUGGGCUCAGCAUGCCGUCCUCCAGCCCGCCCAUUAAGAAAUACUCACCCCCUUCUCCUGGCGUGCAGCCCUUCGGAGUACCUCUGCCGCCCGUGAUGGCAGCUGCACUGUCCAGACAUGGGAUCCGAAGCCCGGGCAUCCUCCCCGUCAUCCAGCCUGUCGUGGUACAGCCCGUCCCUUUUAUGUACACCAGCCACCUGCAGCAGCCUCUCAUGGUCUCCUUGUCAGAAGAGAUGGACAAUUCAAACAGCGGCAUGCCAGUACCUGUAAUUGAAUCAUAUGAGAAGCCCAUAUUACAGAAAAAAAUUAAAAUAGAACCUGGAAUUGAACCACAGAGGACUGACUAUUACCCUGAAGAAAUGUCACCCCCUUUAAUGAACUCAGUGUCCCCCCCGCAAGCGUUGUUGCAAGAGAACCAUCCUUCGGUCAUUGUGCAGCCUGGGAAGAGACCUCUACCCGUGGAAUCCCCGGAUACCCAAAGGAAGCGCAGGAUACACAGAUGCGACUAUGAUGGAUGCAAUAAAGUCUACACUAAGAGCUCGCACUUAAAAGCACACAGAAGAACUCAUACAGGAGAAAAGCCGUACAAAUGCACCUGGGAAGGCUGCACGUGGAAGUUCGCUCGGUCCGAUGAACUAACUAGACAUUUCCGAAAACACACUGGAAUCAAACCUUUCCAGUGUCCAGACUGUGACCGAAGCUUCUCUCGCUCCGACCACCUUGCCCUACACAGGAAACGCCACAUGCUAGUCUGAAAGCCUGUCUCCAGCAGCUCAGUGUGAUUCCCCGCUCUUCCUGGCCUCUCUCUCUCUCUCUCUCUCUCUCUCUCUCUCUCUCUCUCUCUCUUCUCCUCCUUCCCAUUAUCUAACUCAUUUUUAUAUGUACAUUUUAAUUUCGAUUCAGCUGGUCUGGAUCUCUGAAUUUAUAUCAUUCAAGACUUCCAUAUGGUCAGUAGUUGAUACUCUAACCCUCCCUCUCCUUACCACGGGUCAGACCUAAAGAAUGUGAACAUUUUUUUUUCCGGGGAUGCUAAGCAAGCCCUCCUUACAGAUACAUUUAAUGUAAUGAGAACAAGGGAACAUGUAAACUAACGACCAAUUUGUCGGUUUCUCCAUGUAUUCCUCAAAAGAAUGUCAAAGUAAAUGUAUUAGAAAUACA
Messenger RNA from Arvicanthis niloticus (Nile rat), 1693 nucleotides. RefSeq names its product KLF transcription factor 3 (gene Klf3). The record is from RefSeq and is a predicted model, not a curated record. Gene Ontology annotation, biological process: regulation of transcription by RNA polymerase II. Gene Ontology annotation, molecular function: RNA polymerase II cis-regulatory region sequence-specific DNA binding; DNA-binding transcription factor activity, RNA polymerase II-specific. Lineage: Eukaryota; Metazoa; Chordata; Mammalia; Rodentia; Muridae.